Colletotrichum aenigma is the source of this 234-nucleotide messenger RNA. RefSeq names its product putative oxidoreductase. Gene Ontology annotation, molecular function: oxidoreductase activity. Bases 1 to 234 code for a protein of 77 amino acids. The transcript is spliced from 2 exons. Lineage: Eukaryota; Fungi; Ascomycota; Sordariomycetes; Glomerellales; Glomerellaceae. The record is from RefSeq and is a predicted model, not a curated record.
AUGUCUUUUCCUCAGACCUUCACUUUGAAUAAUGGCCGAAAAGUUGGCUUUGGAACCUUCCAGGGAACCCAGGGCAACUCUAAGGUCAAGGAUGCCGUGAAGCUGGCGCUGAGCCUUGGUUAUAGGCACAUUGACGGGGCCAACGCAUACGGUAACGAGAAAGACAUUGGAGAAGCUAUCGAAGAAAGUGGAAUUCCGAGGGAAGAGAUAUUUGUGACGUCUAAGCUAUUAUAA